Pelobates cultripes (western spadefoot toad) is the source of this 278-nucleotide messenger RNA. The record is from the annotation of a GenBank genome assembly. NCBI's taxonomy places the organism in Eukaryota, Metazoa, Chordata, Amphibia, Anura, Pelobatidae.
ACGGCACCACCGGGAAGGCAAAACCAGACUCCAGCCACCAAGCGGAUCUAUUACAUGAAAUGAGACACCUCCAUGCGGCAGAUCUGGAAAUGCUCACGACCGAAAUUACUGUAGUAACGGCAUGUACACAGGCCUCUGAGGAAGACAUCCUAGACCUGAAGCAGGAGGUGCAGAGCUUGAGAGAAGCUUUCCAACAAAUUCAAUCCUCUCACACUUCCCUAACAAUUAGUGCUGACCUGGCAGAGGACCGCCACAGAUGCACAAACCUCAAGAUUUAG